GCUCCACGCGCAUUGGUGCCUCCAGCUGUCGGUCCCCGCGCUCUGGGGAGGGGGCGUCGCCCGGCUGCGGUCCCUCUGCAGAGGGUUGCUCGCUCCCGGUGCGCCGCUGCCUUCCCGCCGGCCCCGCGGGCGCCCCCGCGACCUCCGCGGCAGCGUUGUCCAGGGACCCCGGCGCCCUCGGUUGAUCGUUAAAUAAAGCAAAAAUAUAUCCAGUAAAAGGGCUUUCAUGAAGAAAUUAAAGACAGAAAUUACAAGUAAUAGAGAAACUAGGUAUUUGUAUAACUGGAGAAACCACCUAAAAUAACCAUGGAGUAAGACAAAAGGAGUGACUCCAUCUGGAAGAAAUUUUAUUUAGUGUGUGUUUUUUUUUUUUUUUUUUUUUUUGUCAUAAAAGGCUGCUAAGGAAGAGAGGCAUAGUUUCUAGAGAAAGAAAGAUAUAAUGUCAAAAUGGAGACCACAGUUUCUGAAAUACAAGUAGAAAGCAAGGAUGAGAAGAGAUCAGCAGAAGUUAGUCCUCAGGAUGAGAGGCAGGAGGAAAAAGCAUCGAUGCUUUGCUUCAAGAGAAGGAAGAAGGCAACCAAAGCAAGGAAGCCCAAAGCUGGCUCUGAUGCUCCUGAGGCAGCAAGGAAAUUUCCCCCAGAAGCGGGAGCUUCUGAUCAGCCACAGCCCCCAGGGGGAGCCUGGGUUUCAGUCAAACGCCUUAUAACAUGCAGGAAAAGAUCAGAUUCUUCAAAGCAGCAAAAGCCCUGUAAGGCUAAAGUGCAGCCUGAAAGCAAGGAUGCUGAUCUUUCUAAGAAAAAGGCAAAAUCCAGACUCAAGAUUCCCUGCAUAAAAUUCUCAAAAGGGGGGAAAAGAAGUAAUCAUUCCAAAAUUAUAGAAGACUCAGACUGCAGCAUUAAAGUCCAGGAAGAGGCUGAAAGUUUGGAUAUAAAAACUCCAGUCCAGUUGGAUGACCAGGCAACAAAAACCAAGUCAACUCUGGAUAUAAGGGAAGAUGUCUCACAGAAAGAUGGUGAUGAGGUCUGUGAAUCAAAUGUGAACAAGAGCAUAACUUCUCCUGGAGAAAAAGUGAUUUCAGUAGAACUUGAGUUAGGUACAGGGCAUUCUGCUAUUCCAACCGGAACGCUAAUCCUUGAAAAAGAUAUUGAAACGACUGAAGAAAAACCAAGCAUUCAUCCUCAGCAAGGGAGCCCACUGGAAACCUCAGACAUAGAACAUCCCCUCCCAGUGGUUUCUGAUGUUCCUCCCUUACCUGCAGUCCCAGAUCAACAAAUUGUGGAAGAAGCCAGAAGCAGUAUCCUAGAAAGUGGACCAGAUUGGAAAGACCACGAAAGUAGAGAGAUUGUAGCUGAGGAGAGUAAGCCAAAAGAUACUGAAUUGAGCCAGGAAUCAGAUUUUCAAGAAAAUGAGAUCACUGCAGAAAAACCCAAACCAGAAGAAAGCAAAAGAAUGGAGCCAAUUGCUAUUAUUAUCACAGACACUGAAAUCAGUGAAUUUGAUGUUAAGAAAGCUAAAAAUGUCCCUAAGCAAUUCCUAAUUUCAAUUGAAAGUGAGCAAGUAGGGGUUUUUGCUAAUGAUAGUGGCUUUGAGGGUAGAACUUCAGAACAAUAUGAAACACUCUUAAUAGAAACAGCUUCUUCUCUUGUCAAGAAUGCUAUCCAGUUGUCUAUAGAACAGCUGGUUAAUGAAAUGGCCUCUGAUGAUAAUACAAUAAACAAUCUUGUACAGUGAUUUAAUUUCUAGAUCAUGGGAGGAAAGAAAAGCUUAAUGGUGAGUUAUUUACAUAUUUGUGGCAUUCCUUAUUCAGUAACAAAUGAGAGAUUUAGCAUCUGUGGAAUUUAAAGGUCCAAUUCUAGUCCAGAAGUGCUAAAGAAUUAAGUUGUAAAACCCUCCCUACCACUGAAGUGUAGCCACUUCUGGAUCAGAGGAAGUCAGUACAGAUUACAAUGGGAAGUGACAUCCAGGGAGUUGCUUAGCAGGUGGAGAUUGGGAUGCUAGGGAGAAGGAAGAUGGAUUUUCCGUGCACUUGCCAUAUAUGCCAUAAGCUCUUUAACAUCCUCUGAUGUCACAAAGCCAGGUUUCCUUUUGAUAGUUCAACCUUGUGUAUAGGUUAACAUUCACAUUCGCUUCCAACAAAACAACUUUUUUUUACAGUGUACUUUUCUGUUGUUUAAAAUGAAUAAGGUGAACUAUUUUUGUGAAUGUGUGACUUACAGUUUGUUACACUCCUAGGCAGUAGUCUUACCUCAAAAAAAUACUGCAGAAAAACUGAUUAAACAUGACUGGUUUUCUAGUCUUGCUUAAGUCCUUUACAAAAGCCAUUCACAAAUUACUUCAAACAGGCAAAUAAUUAUCAAAUACAAAGGUGUGGAAACAGGGAGUAUAUUUUCCCUCUCCAUCUUCCUUCUGCUCAAAACAGACAGGUACAAAUCCAUUUAUACAUAGAAUCACCUGCUGAAAACUUAAAAACAAAAACAAUAGCAACAACAAAAACCAAAAAUGGAAUAUUACUUUCCAUCCAGGAGAAGGUGAACUUCCCAAGUGACAAGUUAUCACGGAUACCAUAGGAUUCCUCUCGCAAGAUUAAAUCGCUAGAGGCUACAUUCAUUGAUCUCUCCCCAAAGAGGGGAGAGUGGAUUCAAAGCCAGCCUGGCGUAAAAGUCCUAGGAAAUCAUAACAUUUUAGUGAAAAUAUUAUUCAUUCUUGGCCAAGAAUGAGCCAAGAACAUGGCUGAAUAGAAAGUGAAAAGUGUUGAGAGACUCUGGAUAUUGGAAAUGAACUUUUUCAUCAGUACUGAUUCAGUCCAGCUACUCUCUUACCAAAAAAAAAAAAAAAAAAAAAAAAAAAAAAA
Molecule: messenger RNA, 2851 nt
Organism: Sus scrofa (pig)
Lineage: Eukaryota; Metazoa; Chordata; Mammalia; Artiodactyla; Suidae
Gene: AKAP5
Product: A-kinase anchoring protein 5
Biological process (GO): positive regulation of adenylate cyclase activity
Cellular component (GO): dendrite membrane; postsynaptic density; plasma membrane
Molecular function (GO): molecular adaptor activity; calmodulin binding; adenylate cyclase binding
Source: RefSeq, a predicted model, not a curated record